GCUUAAUCCCUGACAACUCAGUCUCCGGUAAUCAAGACACAACUCGCCAUGGUGAAAGGCCGCUUCACCAUCAACCCUUUCAAGGAGUUAGCACUCACUCCCGGCGACGUCAGCAACCUGCACGAAAUUUCCAGCGCGAUCCUCGACUCGAAUUUGUCGCGAUACGAAGAAUUUCUUAACGUCGAUAAGAGUCGCGUUGAUCCCAACCACUGGAAGCUCGUCAAGAGUCGAGACAGCACGAAGGUGUACCAAGAGAAGACGGCAGGCUUCAGUCGCAAUGCUGUACCGCUUCCUCAAUCUUUCGGAUCUUCGUCGGAUUUGCCGUCGCUGCUUUGUGUCGGUGUCUCGGUUGGCGACAUGGAAGACAUGAUGUUCGGUGUAGUGAACCCGACGCUAGAGAUCAUGCGCAUCAAGGCCUCGUACGUGGAAGACAUUAGUGGUGCCGCGGUGAUUGCCAACAUUAUCGAGCCGACACUUGAGAACCCGUUCAACUCGAUGGUCGUCAAGUGGAUGGAGAUGGAUAUUCCUCUUCAGUCUGUCGGUCUCGUGAGGAACCGUGACUAUAUCUACGUCGAAGUGACAGGCUUCGUGCAUCUAGAGAACGGCGAGAAAGUCGGCUAUCACAUUCUCCACUCUGUAAAUUUCCCCGAGACUCAUGAUCUGCCCAAUCGCGUCCGAGCGAAUCUGUCGAUUUGCGGCUUCUUCCGACAAGUUCGACCUAACGCAAGUGAGAUCUUCGUUACCGGGUUGAUGGACCCUGGUGGUGAUAUGAUCCGCAUGUUGGUUGUACCGACGAUGGCCAAUACCUUCCUUUCCACUCUAAAAUAUGCCCAUUGCGGACAGAUGAAGAAGCUGCAGUAUAUGCUCGGGAAACGAUACAACGAAGCCAAGAAACUUGGUACCCCGAAUCGGGAACACGUCUGCGUCACUUGCGGUGUUCAGAUCACGAACCGAAGACUGGGAGACUUCGGAAAGACCGACGCAUCUUGUAAGCUUUGCUUCGGAUUCGUGUGCCACAACUGCAAGAUCCAAAGGAAGCUGAGCUUCGUGACUCCGGAUCUGCUCUUAGCACAACGCAAGGUCACGUUCUGUGCCGUGUGUCUUAACGAAGCGGUUCGUGCUCCUGCUGCGGACGCUGCACGGGCGCAGAUUGUCACGUCUGAUGGUGGACUGAUGAAGAAACACUCGCAUUUCCAUGGCUCCGAGGCAAGCACAAUCUCUGAAUACGCAUCUAGCUGCGGCUAGAUAGACCUACAAGAGGCAGUUUUGUACAUGUUUUGAAAUGAAAAUGUCGAUUGUUAUAUAUU
This is a messenger RNA of Phytophthora infestans T30-4, 1307 nucleotides long. RefSeq lists its product as uncharacterized. The record is from RefSeq and is a predicted model, not a curated record. The coding region runs from base 49 to 1245 and encodes 398 amino acids. Lineage: Eukaryota; Oomycota; Peronosporomycetes; Peronosporales; Peronosporaceae. The transcript has a single exon.